Punctularia strigosozonata HHB-11173 SS5 is the source of this 6960-nucleotide messenger RNA. RefSeq names its product P-loop containing nucleoside triphosphate hydrolase protein. NCBI's taxonomy places the organism in Eukaryota, Fungi, Basidiomycota, Agaricomycetes, Corticiales, Punctulariaceae. Gene Ontology annotation, cellular component: nuclear RNA-directed RNA polymerase complex. The transcript has 31 exons. Gene Ontology annotation, biological process: regulatory ncRNA-mediated heterochromatin formation. Gene Ontology annotation, molecular function: helicase activity; metal ion binding. The record is from RefSeq and is a predicted model, not a curated record. The coding region runs from base 1 to 6960 and encodes 2319 amino acids.
AUGUCCAGCAGGCCAAUAUGCCACUUUUACAACAAGCCAGGGGGUUGCCGCCGAGGCGCCUCCUGCAAGUUCGCGCAUGUGGGCCCGUCAGCGCCAUCGUCACCUGGCGCGGCGGGCCCCAGUGCCACUUCCUCACGUCCCUCGUCCGGCAGAGGCAAUAUCCCCCCAGGAGUUUGCUCCUUCUUCUGGGCGGGCAAUUGUACGCGGACCGAUUGCCGCUUCAAGCAUGAAGUAAACCCCAACACCGCUGGUGGUCCGGCCUCUGCUGUGGGAAACUCUGACGGGGUUGCCGCUCCUGUCGUCAGUUUCCUCACAGAGGCAGGACUCGCCAAGGUCAUGGAUUCGGGGACGGACGUCUUCUUCGCUUCGUCUCAGGCAACAACACCGUCACACGUACACGGCGCGCUUAGACGCUUUCUUGCCGACGACUACCGUUUUGGCAGUGUUCAUCAAAUAUACGCCUUCGUGACGUUGUUAUCGAGUGCGAACUCUGCGGCGAGUCCGUCGUGGACCGUCGAAGAGGGACAACUUCUCCUCAACAAGAUCGCUACCGGCAACGGCCUGAACCGCUUCUCUGACAUCAUUCAAUACCCCGAGGUAUCCAUGAAUGCCGGCUCUUUCAAGAACAAGCUGUCCUUUCAACGCGGAUACGUCCCCGCGCUACAGUAUCUCUCGUCGGAGUUCGUGGUGAAAAGCACACUAAGUCAUCUCGUCAACGCGCUAUAUGCGUUGGUCAUGAGCAACUUCGAGCAUUUUGCCGACGUCGUCGAGGGGUCGAUGACUCAUGCAAUGACUAGACGCAGCUUCCGCGAUCUGAACGUAGCUUCGUCCAAGGAACUCGUAGGGAGCAUGGUGCUGGGAGCCCUGUCGGAGGUAUUGUUCGAAUGUAUCACCCGCUUCAAGAACGCGGCAGCGACGCAUCCUCGGCUCGUUCCAUUGAUCAUGCACGUUCAAGAAUGGACGGAGACCUGGAUACAGGGUAUAUCUACUGCCCCGCCCGUGUUCGAGGAUCCAUUCAAGGAUAUGCCUGCCGAGGGUCGCGAACACGUUUUACGACACCUCAAGGGCAGAGUUGACAGGAUCGCCCUCAUUGGCGAACGGGAGCGCACUAGGCUUGAGAAGGCCGCUCGCCCUCGCAACGCAUUGACGUUCACGAGGGGCGCCGGUGGCUCAUCCGAAGGUAUCAUCGCGGCUCUUCAGGCCAACUAUCAGGGUCCGGGACAAGAGCGCGCCGAAGGGCCGCGCCACGAUAACGAUUUUUCUGACAUCAGAGACAUACGCAUUGCCCCCACAAACGAGGAGUUGGUGUGCCGUACCGAACCCUAUCUACCCGCAAAUUUCUAUAACGCUCCUCAUCACCUACCGGCAAACAGCGUGGAGCGUCUGCUAGACAUCCAGUUUCGCCUCCUUCGAGAAGAGCUUACCGCUCCUUUGCGGUCCUCGAUUCAACUCGUCCACGACGAUCUUCUGUCCCGCGGAAAGACACAGGUCGCGGAACUCAUCAAAAAAGGCGGCGGCAAAUAUCGCGGACAUUCCGGUGAUCGAGACAAUGUUAUGUUCAAUGUCUAUACGAACGUCGAAGUGCAAUCCUUCUCGCCCGACAGAAGGGGCAUAAGCAUUGGUCUGUCCUUUGACGCCCCACCCGGACGGGCGCGACUUCCUCAAGCCAAGGCCAGGGCGGCGUUUUGGGAUAGUGGCAAGAGGCUGAUGCAAGGAGGGCUUAUAGCGCUCAUCUGGAAGUCAGGUCGCAAUGUUGCUGUCCACCUCGGAAUAGUAUCCAGCUCGCUCCAGGAUAUCACAGAAAGCGCAAGGAGAUCCGCAGAUCGUAUAUUGACCUCCGUGGUUUUUUUCGAUCCGUCGGUCGAACUCAGGAUGUUGAAUGGGCUGAAGCACCCUGAGAACGAUAGUCAGAGCACGCAAUUACUCAUCGAGGCGCCGGUCAUGUUCGAGUCAAUUCGCCCAUUCUUGGAAGCUCUACAACGUAUAGAACCAGCGUCAAUUCCUUUCGCGCGGUAUCUCGUGCACCAGCCCCCGGAAAGCUUGCGCUCAGUAGUCGUCUCCCCGCCGUCAUAUGCAUCCGUGCCCGGGUUCACGUUCAGAUUGGAUUCUCUGUUUCCGGAGUCUGCAAGGGUGGAAGAUCUUCGACUGUCGGUUGCCGUACUUGCAUCGGUCGAGAACGCUCGUCAGCUGCUACAGCAGAGCAGCAGGCUGGACCCUUCGCAGGCAGAUGCUGUUGUCACCGCGUUGACAAGGGAGCUCGCGCUCAUACAAGGUCCACCUGGUACGGGCAAAAGCUACACAGGCGUCGAGCUGCUGCGCGUACUCAUCAAGAACGGAAUCCGGCCUAUCCUCAUGAUUGCCUUCACGAACCAUGCCCUCGACCAUUUACUGACCGCGGCCUUGGAUGCGGGAAUCACGACGAGCAUCGCUCGAUUAGGGUCAAGGUCCGCCGACGAACGCAUCGCGAAGUACAACAUCGAAGAGAUCGAGAAAAUAUCGGGACGUUCCCGCCUUGACCGAGAAUUCUCCCGCAACUAUCGCGAGUUAAAGGACGUCGAGAAGGAGUUCGUGGCGCUCAUGCAGCAGUUCCUCAAGGGGCGCAUUGAAAGUAGCCAAAUCACGGAUCACCUUCAGAUAUUCUAUCCCGAGUUGUAUGAGGGUUUCCAUAACCCUGUCCCAUGGAUCGCGCAUUUGUAUCAUCUCUCCAAUCGACACGACGGCGGUGGCCCCUGGGAAAGACAAGGAAAGGGACGCGUUGAAGAAGUAGACGAUUCCAUGUAUGCAUACUGGAGACAGGGGUUGGACCUGACAUUCCUCUCGCAACCGGGCUCAUACCUUGAGCCGGAUGCUAAAGUGGAUGUGACGCAGAUAUCAGGAGAAGUCAAGCGUCCGAACAACCAUUUCGCUGUUCUUGCCGAAGAGCACGAGGCCAUCGGGGCACAAGUCGCGGACACCACCUCCGAUUCGGACUUGGAUUCAGAGGCAGGUACUGCUGUUGACGACUCCUCCCCCUUGGAUGAACUCUGGCAGCGCAGUGUUCUACCUACAGCACCGCGAAGUGAACCGGACCUUGUGGAAACCGUGAAAUCUCUGUCACUUGAAUCAUCUGCCGAGCCAUUCAUCGCAAAUCUGGACGUCAAUGAUCUCAACGACCCCAUAGCUUUCUUCGUAUAUUUUGGUUACGAUUCCGUCCCCUCGAUACCGGUAUCGGACCGACCUUUGGCUCGACUUCUUGACGAAACAGAUAUUUGGUCGUUCUCAAUGCUUGAACGAGAGCGCCUAGAUGCUUACUGGACGGGGGAGAUCCGUACUCAGCUUCACGAAACACAGCUGCGAGAGUACGAGAGGUUGCGGGAACGACACACGGAGAUGCAGAAGCGAUAUGACGAGGGCAAGAAUGAGAUACGUCGACAACUCUUGAACGGGGUCGACAUCAUUGGCGCUACAACGACGGGUGCUGCAAGAUUGACGGCCCUGCUGUCCUCUAUUGGCCCCAAAGUCAUGCUUGUGGAGGAAGCGGGCCAAGUUCUGGAGACGCAUAUCAUCGGGAGUUUGACCCGUGCUGUGCAACAUUGCAUUCUCAUCGGCGACCCUUUGCAAUUGCGGCCCACGCUAAACAACUACGCACUAUCAAUGGAUAACCCUCGUGGCCGGCAAUUAUACAAGUUCGAUCAGUCGCUGAUGGAGCGCCUCUCGAGUGGAGGGUUCCCGAUGUCACGUAUUGACGUACAGCGACGCAUGCGGCCCACAAUCUCAAAUCUUAUCAGGCAGGCAUUGAAAACCCUUUACCCAACUCUUGAGGAUCAUGAUCUUGUCAAAGCUUAUCCACAUGUCCGAGGAUUGGCCAAGGAUGUCUUCUUCUUCACGCAUAAUCACAAGGAAAAUGGAGGUGGAGAAGAGUCCUCCAGCAAAUUCAACACCUUCGAGGUCGAUAUGAUCAAAGAUCUAGUGUUGUAUUUGCUUCGUCAAGGAUCUUAUAGCCAAGAGGGUGAUAUCGUUGUCCUCUGCGGCUACCUUGGACAAUUGGCUCGCGUUCGAGAUGCCCUGGCUGGUGAGGUUGCCGUUCUCAUUGAUGAACGGGAUCAGGCCGAUCUUGCCGACCACGAGGCCGAAGCGGAUACAAACGACCCAGUUGUUGAACAGGUGAAGGUCGCUAAGCGGGUUAGAAUUCGGACAAUAGAUAAUUAUCAGGGCGAAGAAGCAAAGAUCGUUAUCCUGUCGCUUGUGCGGAACUCUGGAAUCCCUGAAGACGACGAUGAGGCAAUAGUUAGUGCACGUCCAGCAAAGCCAAAUAUUGGUUUUCUGAAGUCUGAGAAUCGUACCAAUGUGGCCCUUUCUCGUGCCAAAGAAGGAUUGUUCAUCCUAGGCAACGCGCACAAUCUAGCUGCACGCAGUGGGAUGUGGCGAGAGGUCAUCGAUGAACUGGAAAAAGACGGGUCGGUCGGAGAUGCAUUUCCAGUCGCAUGUCAUCAGCAUCCGGAUCCAAUACAUUAUAUCUCGACGCCUGGUCAACUUCCGCAAGUCGCACCGGAUGGUGGCUGCCUGCGAGCUUGUGCUACCCGACUGAAGUGCGGUCAUCUGUGUCCUUACAAGUGCCAUGCAGAUGAUCCUGGCCACAUUGCCGUCAUAUGCAAUCAGCAAUGCACCAGACUCUGCCCCCGUGGACAUCCCUGCCGUGGUCUGUGUGCAGAUCCGUGUGGUGACUGCCAUUUCCCUAUCAAGGAUGUGACGUUGCCCUGCGGGCAUCAGAAGACUAGUGUUCCAUGUUAUAUCAUGCAAAACCUCGAAGAGGUUCCAUGCGAGGUUCCUGUGGAACGCGCACUCCCUAGCUGCGAGCAUGUCGCUGUCCUCCCGUGCUAUGAAGAUCCCUCCAAUUUUUCUUGUCCUUCACCUUGUAAUACGCCAAUGGGAUGUUGCAACAAGACAUGCCCUUCACCAUGCUCCCAAUGUCAAGCGUUCAAUGCCCGCCCCGGCGACGAGGAGUCUAAAGUGCCAAGAACAAAUCACAAACCGCAUCCAUGCGAACGAUCCCUGUUUUGCGGGCAUCGAUGCCAAAAUCCAUGCUCAGAGACCCACGAAUGUACAUCAUUCUGUAAAGAAUCGUGUCGCCAAGUGUGUGAACACGCGCGGUGCAGAAAGCCAUGUGGCGCAGCUUGCGCUCCUUGCCAGGAGCCAUGUACAUGGGCAUGCCCUCACUAUUCUUGCCCUGUACCGUGCGGAUCUGUGUGUGCCAGACUCCCAUGUGACAGACGCUGCAGCACCAUUCUGCUCUGCGGCCACAGAUGUCCAUCAGUGUGCGGCGAAGACUGCCAGAUCCAAACGUGCCCAAUAUGUGCAUCGCCGGUGCAGAAGGAGCAAGUUGUGGACGUCAUCCUGGGUCGCACAUUACAGGAAGUUGAACCGGAUCAUGAGACUCUCGACGAGUUGCUCAUCACACUUCCAUGUCGUCAUACAUUUACCGUGGAGACACUCGACGGUCACUGCGAUCUCAAUUCCUUCUACGACCGGGAAAUCGGACCUGAUGGCUCAGGAGGUUCAUGGCUUCGCCUCGCUAUCCCCCCAUCCGGGUUCCUUCAUCCGAAGACUUGUCCUACCUGCCGUGGUCCUAUUGUCGCUUCAAGAUACGGUCGCGCCUACAAACGUGCGGACCUUGACAUCCUGGAGCGGAACGUCGCGUCCAACAUGUCACGCGACCUCCGUCAGGCCCACGAGCGCAUGAAUGCCAGGUCGAAAUCGGAACUGGAGAGUGCACUGACCACAGAAGCUGCCAACGUCCCCAUAAGCAACGCGGUAACCACUGAGGAACGGAGGAAGAAACACCUGAAGAAGCGCAAGGCCAUCCUCAAGGCGCUAGGCGAUAGCCCGUGCCCAACCAGGGCCCUGCACCCCGGGAACGCCGAUCUCUUCCCGAUUCCUCUCGCUGACACUCGAACUUGGAAGACGGUCACGGAAAACUUACUGGCUGCAUAUCAAAAGGCGGUGGACGUUGCAACCACACGGUCCUCUCAUAUUCAUGCCUGGGAAGCCGCUUUCACAAGUCUCUAUAACUUGGAGAAGGAUCGUUCCUUAGCUGACCCGGCAACAGCUCCCCGCAACAUUGAAGAGCAUGCUAUGCGAGUCGCUACUAUAGGUGUGGGGCAACCACGGCCUCGAGCAGACUCGCGUUUCAGGGUAGAGGCCUACUGGGCGACUCUGCAAGUCAGGUUCCUCCUAGCUGAUCUUGCAAGGGCCUGGCUCGAGACGCUCACGAAGAAAGCUGUUUUGCCUCUCCCUGAACACUGUCGCAGCUGGGCGGAAUACAUCGCAUUCGUUCUGAAGACCUGUACGGCAGACGCUAUGAAAGCGCAAGAGAUAGCCCAGGCUUCCCAGAGCCGCCGUCAAGUUACGAAGACGUCGUUGAUGAUCAUGCGAGCGAACCUGGAGGAGUUCCGUUUUGCGGUGUUCAUGACUCGCCAAACCGGCACCUUCAAGGAAAGACGGGAUGAUUUGCUGGAGAAUGCCACAAGAUGGCUGGAGGAUACUAGAGAGUUCGCCGAGGCUACCUGCGCGAAUCAUAGAGAAGGUCGAGGUACUGAGCAGAGAGCGGAAGAGCAAUGGCUCACAUCAGAGUUCAUCGAGGCGGCUGAGAAGAUCAUCGGUCAAUGGGAAUCGCUAUUACAAUCAAUUCGGGGUGACGCAUUCUAUCAACCGCUUUCUCUUGACGAGAUGACGAACAUCGUCAAGGCUUUGGACUUCACGCACACGGGUCAUUACUACCAAUGCCCCAAUGGCCACACGUACGUGAUCACAGAGUGCGGUGGGGCAAUGCAAGCCGGACGAUGCCCCGAAUGCGGGGCAGCUAUAGGAGGCGGAAACCAUUCCCUCGUCGCCGACAAUACCCAAGCGAUCGAAUUCGAGCGGUUGGCGCGAGGUCGUGGAGCACAAGACAGCCCUUGGGCAUGGGGGAGAGUUGCUGUGUGA